Molecule: messenger RNA, 879 nt
Organism: Rana temporaria (common frog)
Lineage: Eukaryota; Metazoa; Chordata; Amphibia; Anura; Ranidae
Gene: RPL7A
Product: ribosomal protein L7a
Exons: 7
Coding region: 16-864 (282 amino acids)
Biological process (GO): ribosome biogenesis
Cellular component (GO): ribonucleoprotein complex
Source: RefSeq, a predicted model, not a curated record
UCUCCCCCGUCCGCCAUGCCUAAAGGAAAGAAGGCCAAGGGGAAGAAGGUGGCUCCGGCCCCUUCUGUGGUCAAGAAGGUGGUGAACCCUCUGUUCGAGAAGAGGCCCAAGAACUUCGGCAUUGGCCAAGACAUCCAACCCAAAAGAGAUCUCACCCGCUUAGUGAAAUGGCCUUGCUACAUCAGGCUCCAGCGAUCCAUCCUGUACAAAGGCCUGAAGGUCCCACCAGCAAUCAACCAGUUCACCCAGGCUCUGGACCGACAGACAGCCACUCAGCUCUUUAAACUGGCACACAAGUACAGACCAGAAACCAAGCAAGAGAAGAAGAAACGUUUGCUGGCCCGUGCAGAGCAGAAAGCUGCUGGUAAACCAGAUGUUCCUACCAAGAGGCCCCCAGUUGUCAGAGCAGGUGUCAACACAGUGACCACUCUGGUGGAGAACAAGAAAGCCCAACUGGUGGUGAUCGCCCAUGAUGUGGAUCCCAUUGAGCUUGUGGUCUUCCUCCCUGCCUUGUGUCGGAAGAUGGGAGUGCCCUACUGCAUCAUCAAGGGCAAAGCCAGGCUGGGCCACUUGGUACACAGAAAGACGUGCACCAGCGUCGCUUUCACACAAGUCAAUCCUGAAGACAAAGGAUCUCUUGCCAAACUGGUGGAAGCAGUAAAGACCAACUACAAUGACAGACAUGAUGAGGUAAUUGCUGGAAUCACUGAAAUCACAUUUGCCUUAACAUCUUUUAGUCAUAACGGUGUGUAUUUUAUACAGAAAAGCUUUUUCUUCAUCAGAAAUGUGUAUUCUAGAUAUGAAGGAAUUUUAUUUCACAGCCCCUCACGCCUAAUCGUGAAUUCUCAUGUUAUCUGUUCAUAAGCAUGUGGCAGUCCU